UGCAGCAUCGAGUUCAGUCGUACAUGUCUUAUUUCAUAAAUGCAGCUGCACGCUAGGGCAACCCGGGCAAUGGUUUACUUAUCCUGGGAGCAAGUGGCUUGGAGGCUGGAGCCGAGACUCUAGAAUCAGCGGAUCAAAGUUAUCACGCUCCUCUCUGUUAUCUCGGGUUUAAAUCCGUCUACAAAGAGCUCGCGAAGACAUGACGACAGAGGCCGUUCAGUUCAUCAACAACUUGUCGUCCGGUGCAGGGAACCAGACCCCGCACUCGCACUCGCACAACGACGGUCCUCCGCACUCUCACGAGCAUGGAGAGCACGGGCAUACCCAUGAGCAUCUGGAUAACGCAGGCAAGUACUCUGAGCGCGACAUGCCGGACUACAGCUCGCGCAACUUUGAAGAGAGAGGGUUCACAGUCGGCAUUGGCGGACCCGUAGGCUCAGGCAAGACAGCGCUUACGCUCACACUGUGCCAGAGGCUGCGCAAGGAAUAUAAUAUAGCAACGGUGACGAACGACAUAUUCACGCGUGAGGAUCAAGAGUUCUUGAUCCGGAACAAGGCGCUGCCAGCAUCGCGCAUCCUCGCCAUCGAGACCGGCGGGUGCCCGCACGCCGCCAUCCGCGAGGAUAUCAGCGCGAACAUGGGCGCGCUCGAGACGCUCCAGGCGCGGUACAGCUGCCAGCUGCUCUUCGUCGAGAGCGGUGGCGACAACCUCGCGGCAAACUACUCGCGCGAGCUCGCGGACUAUAUCAUCUACGUCAUUGACGUCUCAGGAGGAGACAAGAUCCCGCGGAAGGGAGGCCCAGGCAUCUCGCAGUCGGACCUGCUGGUCAUCAACAAGAUCGACCUGGCUCCUUACGUCGGUGCCUCUUUGGAGGUCAUGGCGCGCGACUCGAAACUCAUGCGUGGCGACGGCCCGACAAUCUUCACUAGUGUCAAGCAAGGACAGGGUGUGGACGACGUCGUGGACCUCAUUAUGGCGGCAUGGCGGACAGCCGGCAGCCCAGGCAAGCCAGGCGCGGUCGGAGACUUCUGAAAAUAAGCACCAUCGAAAUGAAUCGCAGGGACUCUGAGUGGAAAUCUCGUUUGUUCAAUAUGCAUUUCGCACUCCAGUGUAAACCAAUAGUGAUAACGCAGUCUGAAUUA
This is a messenger RNA of Phanerochaete carnosa HHB-10118-sp, 1143 nucleotides long. RefSeq lists its product as uncharacterized. The transcript is spliced from 9 exons. The record is from RefSeq and is a predicted model, not a curated record. Lineage: Eukaryota; Fungi; Basidiomycota; Agaricomycetes; Polyporales; Phanerochaetaceae. Gene Ontology annotation, molecular function: nickel cation binding; GTPase activity. The coding region runs from base 200 to 1033 and encodes 277 amino acids.